AUGUCACGCGACUUUCCCCGCGUACAUCGCGUACUCUUGGAAGAGAACUACCGGAGCACUAAGAGUAUUCUGCAGGCGGCCGUGCAGGUGAUGCGGCAAGAUACACAGCGGAUCGACAAGGAUCUAUUUACUGCGCAUGCCCAAGGCCCCCCUGUCACGGUCCGAGCGUGUGCAGAUGCGGACGAGGAGGCAGACUUUCUUGCGCAUGAGAUUGCGCGGCAGGUGCAGUGCGGCCAGGGGCUGCUGACUUACGCGGACGUGUGCAUCCUGCUGCGUUUCAAUGCGCUCAGUCGUACGAUGGAAGGGGCACUGCAACGCUUGGGCAUCCCCUACCGCAUCAUGGGCGGCAUGCGCUUCUUUGACCGCGCUGAGAUCAAGGAUCUGCUCGCUUAUCUUCUGGUCGUGGACAACCCGCAGUACUCGCCAGGAGUCGUGCGCAUAAUCAACGUGCCCCGCCGCGGGAUCGGUGCAAAGGGGAUCCAGUCACUCCUCCGCAUGGCUGAAGCGGACCAGAUGCCAUUGCUGCCUUGGCUCGAGCGCGCCGCGCGCACGCCUCCGGCAGGUCUACGACCUGCGACACUCCAGGCUGUGCAGUCGUUUGUGCACUGUAUCGAGCAGGUGCGCCAUGCAGCCGAGCAGGGCAUGCCUACCGCUGAGCUGCUGCAGCUGCUCCUUCGCGAGGUCCAGUACGAGGAGCACCUGCGUCGUGACGAUGACUUUGAGUCGCGCUGGGAGAACGUGCAGGAACUCAUUAACUUUGCCUCGAGUGCCGAAGCUACGGCACAAGGUGCCGCCGCAGACACGUCUCCGCUCCGUGCAUUCCUCGAGUCCAGCUCGUUGGCCAGCGAGGCGACGGGCGCCGAGACUGCUGCCCACAAGGUGACUAUCAGCACGUGCCAUGCCGCCAAAGGCCUCGAGUGGCCCAUUGUGUUUCUGCCAGCGAGUGAAGAUGGUACCUAUCCGUUCUACCGAUGCACUACACCCGAGCAAAUCCGCGAGGAACGCCGCCUGUAUUAUGUGGCCAUGACGCGCGCUCAGACGCAGCUGUACCUGACGUACGCUGACCGUCGGCGCGUGGCUGGGGAGUGGGGCUCGCGGACCCUGUCGCCGUUCCUAGCACCGCUGCUGCCCAAGGAGCGGGGCGGCACGCUGCCGCGGGGGGCACCGCCCAAGGUGCCGUGGAGCUUUGACGUACCGGUACUACACCACGAGGGCCUAGCGUCCGUUGCGGCGGUGCUGGGCCGCCCUCCGCUCACAGAGGCCGCUGUAGCUGUACAGUGCCAUGCCUUCGCUCAAUCGCCACUUGCUCGGCGCUUCCAUGCACCGACGAAAAAACGCACCGCGCCCAGCGAGACCACCGAGGUGCCUCGACCCAACAGCGGCUUUGUCUCGGCACUCAACUCGCUGGGGGCAUCGUCACUGGGGUCCUCGGUUCGCACUGACGGCACUGUGCGUGCUGCCGCCGUGCGUCCUGGCAUGCUGGGUACCCGGCCUCGCACGCUGGGUCUGGCCCGACCGCGGCUGGGUGCGCUCCCUCGAGCGCCGCGAAAAGGCCCAUAA
Messenger RNA from Malassezia sympodialis ATCC 42132, 1560 nucleotides. RefSeq lists its product as uncharacterized. Lineage: Eukaryota; Fungi; Basidiomycota; Malasseziomycetes; Malasseziales; Malasseziaceae. The record is from RefSeq and is a predicted model, not a curated record. The transcript has 2 exons. The coding region runs from base 1 to 1560 and encodes 519 amino acids.